AGUCUCACCGGUCCGCCCGCCGUGCCUAGUCGCGCGGCGUGAGCUCCCCAGGGACCGCGGCUCGGGAUGCUGUCCGCCAGCGCGGCCGCUCGCGCGCCGCCCGCCACCCCUUCCCUUGACUCCUGGGCCAUGCCCCAGUGUUUACAUGCCGGUGAAGCCCCCGGCCACUCCGAACCCCUCCAAGCCCCAGCUCCCCGAGGGUGAAGCCAGCCGGCCUGCGAACUGGACUGGUAGUUCAGACCAGGGCCCUCCGGACUCAUCCCCAUCCGCUCUGCCGCCUCAGCCACCAUCUGGGCGGGAUCCGGCUCUGGUGUUUUGAGGAGGGGGUGUGGUGUAGGGAAAGGAAUCCUGGGGAUUUCUGGCUCCCCCUCUUUUUUUGGCCUUCGGGGCUUCAGACUCAGGGAACUCGCUCAUGGCUUUUUUGAUGAAGAAGAAGAAAUUCAAAUUCCAAACCACUUUCACCCUGGAGGAGCUGACUGCGGUCCCCUUCGUGAACGGGGUCCUCUUCUGCAAGGUCCGGCUGCUGGAUGGCGGGGAUUUUGUCAGCUUGUCGUCAAGGGAGGAGGUGCAAGAGAACUGUGUGCGGUGGCGGAAGAGGUUCACCUUCGUGUGUAAGAUGAGUGCCAACCCGGCCACCGGCCUGCUGGACCCCUGCAUCUUCCGUGUGUCGGUGCGCAAGGAGCUGAAAGGUGGGAAGGCUUACUCCAAGCUGGGCUUUGCCGACUUGAACCUGGCGGAGUUUGCAGGCUCGGGCUCCACAGUGCGCUGCUGCCUGCUGGAGGGAUAUGACACGAAGAACACCCGACAGGACAACUCCAUCCUCAAGGUCACCAUUGGAAUGUUCCUGCUCUCUGGAGACCCCUGCUUCAAGACGCCGCCGUCCACUGCCAAGUCCAUCUCCAUCCCAGGCCAGGAUUCCUCCCUGCAGCUGACGUGUAAGGGUGGCGGGACCAGCAGCGGUGGCAGUGGCACCAACUCCCUGACAGGGUCCCGGCCCCCCAAGGCCCGGCCCACCAUCCUCAGCUCAGGGGUGCCAGGGGAGCCGGACCAGAACCUCUCCAGCCCCGAGGAGGUGUUCCACUCCGGCCACUCCCGCAACUCCAGCUACGCCAGCCAGCAGUCCAAGAUCUCUGGCUACAGCACCGAGCACUCGCGCUCCUCCAGCCUCUCCGACCUGACGCACCGCCGGAACACGUCCACCAGCAGCAGCGCCUCGGGCGGCCUCAGCAUAGCUGUGGAGGGUCCCGAGGGCAGCGAGCGUGAGCACCGGCCCCCCGAGAAGCCGCCGCGGCCACCCCGGCCCCCACAUCUGUCGGACCGCUCGUUUCGGAGGAAGAAGGACUCCGUGGAGAGCCACCCGACCUGGGUGGAUGACACGCGGAUUGACGCUGAUGACAUCGUGGAGAAGAUCAUGCAGAGCCAGGACUUCACGGACGGCAGCAAUACUGAGGACAGCAACCUCCGGCUGUUCGUGAGCCGCGAUGGCUCCACCACCCUGAGUGGCAUCCAGCUGGCCAACAGACUUGUUUAUUUAUCGCACACCAGCUACACACCAGAUACUGAGCUAUCCCUAGGUGCUGGGGAUACGGCAGUGAGCAACACAGAUUUCUGCUACAUGAUGUUCAGAGACGAGGAGGUGGGUCUCCUCUGGGGUCUAUGAGCCAGUCGUGAUUGAAAGCCAUUGAGGAGCCGGCGUCCAGGCUGGAGAAGGGCCCUGCCUUCACAGGCAUCCAGACCCAAGUCAUUCCACAAGGGACCUUCCCCUUCGGAUCACCAUCCGUGCUGCAUUUCAUCUGUGCCUGCUCCAUGCACUCCAGCCCCAAAGCAUCAUUCCAUUGACCUCCCGUCAUUGCUGGGACGCUCAUGGCCCACCGGGGCCCCGGGCACCACUGUGAAUAUUCUCCUCUGAACCACUAGAGGGCAGGACACAUGGGCCCGUGAAGCAGGUGGGCCAAACACGGCGGGGACGGUCCCUCUGUACACCCACCUGGCCCCUCGGCGAGGACCUGCAGCCACUCCUGCACCUGCAAGGAUGCUUGUGGCUGAGGGGCCUCUUGUUCUGUGUCCCUGCUCACUCCCGGAGCGCUGGUCCAGCCAGUGGCGCUGGCAGGGCCUUGCUCCAUUGCUCCCUUGCCCUUGGGGGGCCGGUCCGCCCCUGGAAUCCUGCCACCAUGGCCCUCUGACUGCUCAGUGCUUCAGCUGCCCCUUCCCUGUGUCCCGGGGGACCUGCUGGCGGCCUCCUCCUGGGAACCAAGACCUCAAACCCCACCCACACUCCAGACUGAGACCCCACCUCCCCCUGCAACGAAUGUUCUCCUGCUGCCCUGGCAGCCUGCACUUUGCACACGCUUGUCUCCAGCACAGCGCCCUGGCCCUCACCUGCCUGUGCUCUGAGCCCUUCCCAAGGAUUCCUGGGCGCUGCCUGCUGUGCAGUCAGCAGCCCAGCCCUAGCAGCCCGGCUGGGACGUGGCACUGCCCCUCCCCCCUCCAGUUAGCUCCAGCUCAGGCCCGAGCCCCAUGCUGAGAAAGGUCUGAGCAUGGACGGUGGUUCCCCUCUGCCCGGGACUGGGUCCUGAGCAGCUGGCUUCCAGUAGGAAGCCAGGGCAGGUGCCUCCCAAGCCCUUGGAGGUCAGUGGCCUGGCUGGGCUGGGCUUGGCAGGCAAAGCACCCUUUCUCUCCUCUCAGGGUCAGCUGGCCUAGGCCGGGGCCAGUGCUGGAGAGGCAGGUGGGCUGUGACUGGACUGGCCUGGAGCUGGCUUCCUGGCCGGAAAAGCCUCAGCCAUCCUCUGAAAGCAUCCCCUCUCUGGGCAAGGGCGAGGUGGGGUCCAUUAAUGGGGUUUUCCCAGCGGGGGGGCAGUCUGGCCCUGCCCCCGCCCCCACCCCUCCCUAAAUCCUCUGCUCUCAGCACUUUCCCCGUCCUAGUUCUCGUUACUUGCUUGCAGGUGGGUUCUGACUGCCAGCCAGUCCCUGGACAGACCCCCUUGCCGCUCUUAAAUUUCACUCAUUUUGUAUAAACCCAGCAGGCUGGUGUUUACUUAGCCCUAUACCUUUUUCCUUUUCUUUCCUCUUUUUUUCCUUCUUUCUUUCCUUCCUUUCUUUUUCUUUUCUUUUUUAGAGUUCACAGUUUGGUAUUUUCUCCUCCCCCAGGCGAGGGGAGGUGGUUCUGUCCUCUCCCUACCCGCUGGCUGGGUCCCAGCAGGGCUGGGGAUCUGGGUGGGGGCAGAUGGGGGUGUCUCCUCCCCAGGCUGGGAGGGGUCCUUGCCCUUCUGCCCCACUGGCAAGAAUUGGAGUCUUGGUCUUGGAACCUCCUGGCGUUGGGACCAGAGCAUUUCUAGGAUUUUUGUUGUUGUUGUUUUUAAUUACCUAACUUUUAGAAAAUGAAUGUUAGAAGGUGCCUGCUGAGGCAGGACGGAGCAUUUGCUCUGGCUGGAGAAGGCUCUGGUCAGCUCUGCGGGUCGCUUCCUGCCCUACAGACACCUGGCACUUUAAAAGGGAGCUGGCCGCACUGUCUCCAGUUGAAGUGACCCCCAGAAGAUGGGGGAAUGCUGUCCUUCCCUUCUGUAUCUUCAUGACCUCAGCCCAGUGAGGAGAUGCAUUCAGGGUGUAUUGGGGUCUGAUUCAAAGUUCUGGGGCUUUAGACAUAAAAUAGCCGGCUUUGGUGCUGUUGGGGAGAAUUCCCCAAACCAGGAACCCCAGCCCCACCCUAGGUGAGGUCUGAACUUGACAGUCACCCCAGAAGGAGACAGAGCCUGCCACACCCUCCCACGCUAGGCCCUGGGCCAGAGUAAUUGGACUAACAGAAUUCGGCCAAAACCAAAUUAAUGCUGGCUGGAGCCGGAGGCCUGGAGCCCUGGCCUCAUCCCUACGUGGGAGCUCUUUCUUCGGCCCCCUGGUCCCCUCAAGCUCAGUGAAUUCCCAUUAGGUGCCCACAGCUCCGGACUUAAAAUCCUAUAUAUAUAGAGAGAGAUAGAAAGAGUAUAUUAGAGAUAUUUUCGGAAAGGAAUUGGUCUAUGCAAUGCCAGUUUGGAAUCUUCUUAAAAGACAGUUUAACGUUUUUACUAGGAGAUUUAAAGAAAAGAAAUAAAGGUCUACAAUAUUUUUAGUUUUUUUUUGGUUUUUUUUUUUUCUGGUCACACCACAAACUGACCACAUGGCAUGAUCUGCCAGGAUGGAGAAUGUCCAUGGCUUCCUCUCUUUAGGGAGGUGAGCAGGGAGAUGGGGGGAGGGGAGGUCUUUUUUUUUUUUUUUAACACCCCUCCUUUCUAACAGAAUGUUAUACCACCACCCCCUGAUUCAGUGGGCUGUGUUUAUAUCUCUGUCCCAGCUUCUAUUGUAGAAAAUAACAUUGUAAAGGGAAAUCAGCCUAGUGUCAGUGUCUUGGUUUGGGGGGGAAAAAAAAUUAAACGUUGCAGUUUUUGUUUGUUAUGGCA
Physeter macrocephalus (sperm whale) is the source of this 4430-nucleotide messenger RNA. It is a transcript of the gene EEIG1, whose product is annotated as estrogen-induced osteoclastogenesis regulator 1. The record is from RefSeq and is a predicted model, not a curated record. Lineage: Eukaryota; Metazoa; Chordata; Mammalia; Artiodactyla; Physeteridae. The coding region runs from base 413 to 1660 and encodes 415 amino acids. The transcript is spliced from 12 exons.